Molecule: messenger RNA, 426 nt
Organism: Physcomitrium patens
Lineage: Eukaryota; Viridiplantae; Streptophyta; Bryopsida; Funariales; Funariaceae
Biological process (GO): protein phosphorylation
Molecular function (GO): ATP binding; protein kinase activity
Source: RefSeq, a predicted model, not a curated record
AUGUUGCAUUCGCAUCUAAAAGCUCUCCUGAACGACGUGGGCGCCUAUCUAAAGCUACAGGAGCAUUGGGGGGUUUUCGUGCCCCCAUUAGUAGGAUACAGAACCACAGCCAAUGGCAAGAUUGUGCAUGUAGCAACAGAGUUGAUCGAUGACAGUCAACUCGGUCCUGGGACAGUGACGAGGGAGGUGGCUGCUGCGGCACUUCAAGCGCUUGGCGCUGUGCAUGCGUGCGGGCUGCUUCAUGGGGAUGUCGAGGCACGGAAUAUUAUGGUCGUGCGGGGUACAGAACCAUCUGUCCGCCUUGUGGAUUUUGGCUUUGCUUGGUGCAGCAACAAUAGGAAGUGGCAGAAGGCAGAGGUCAUGAAGUUGGAGCGCCUCUUGGAAGAGAUGAUGGGAGUGGGGUGGGAAAAGAGUCAGAUAUUGUAA